GACUGCAGAAUGUGAAUGUGGGAAUGCUAUUUUUGUCAGAGAUGAUGCAACUGUUUCCCUUGAAUCCAGUGUAGUCACAAAGCUGGUGUGGUUUGUGCUGAUAACCACUUGUGUACAUUGCACUUUGACCAGUGUCACAUCAGAUUGUUUUAUGUGUUUCUGUCCGUCAGUGAGGAUUACCCCUCACUGUCCUGCAGCCACAUGAGCUGCCAGCACCUGUUGCUUACUCAUUUCCACAUCUGGAUUCUGCUUUGAAGGAUCUCCACUGCCACCAUGUCAACAUCUGUACAGAUAGAGCCGGUCAUGGAGAGGAGGUACGGGGGAGUCGGCCGCUGCAAGUGCUCAUUCUGGUUCGCGGUGGCUCACGACAUACUCGGUGUCUUCAUCAUGAUGGUGGGGGUGUUUGGAGGGCUGGUUAUCCACGACUUGUUCAUCUACGCCGGGGCCAUCGUCAUCUUCCUCAGCCUGAUCUGGUGGGUGUUCUGGUACUCCGGCAACAUCGACGUGCCACCGGAGGAGCUGGAGGAUGACGUGGGGAUGAUCAAGCUUAAGAACCGCAGGCUCAGCCGGGUCGUGAGGCGAAUGUCCGACCGUCUCUCCAGUGGGAUCAGGAACUCUUUUAGAAAGAACGGCAGGUCCAUGAGAGAGGGCAACAACAGACCUUCAAACACUGGUACAGAUGUGUCGCUCUCCACCAUAUACAACCCCACCAUCGCCUCCUCAUCCAAAGAACUCGUGAGAGAGACACUGUCAAUAUGAACUAAUCCAUCACAGACUGUAAAUGACACCAAGAGACACUGAACUUGGAUCUUUAUUUUUGUUUCAUCUGCUCGUCUGUUUAUUCUGGUGAAAAGAAUUCUGUGUUUGCUCUGCUAACAUGCACUAGUAAUCAUUAGACAACACUGAAGUUUUGUCUAGAUAAGAUCCACAUGUUCUUAUCUAACUGAUAAGAGGUACACUUUGCACACUAUAACUGACACUAAUUUAGAGACCACAGCUUUCUAAUCUGUCACUAUUUAGUCAUGUCUAGUUCAUUCAUUGGCUUUAAAGAGUGGGACAGUUAUUUAUUUUAUGUAUAAAUGUAAAUUUCAUAACCUCUAAUGUACCAUCUAACUGAUAUAGUAUAAUUAUAUAUAUAUAUAUAUACACACACACACACACACACACACACACACACACACACACAUAUAUAUAUAUAUAUAAUAUAUAUAUAUAUAUAUAUAUAAAAUAAACAGUAGUGCUCUUUAUGUAUAGUGCCUGGAGAUAACUUCUGUUGUGAUAUGGCAAUAUAUAAAUAAAAAUUAACUUGACUAGAAAAUAACAUUA
Molecule: messenger RNA, 1326 nt
Organism: Lates calcarifer (barramundi perch)
Lineage: Eukaryota; Metazoa; Chordata; Actinopteri; Centropomidae
Product: transmembrane protein 238-like
Exons: 1
Coding region: 274-759 (161 amino acids)
Source: RefSeq, a predicted model, not a curated record